CAAAUGUAAGGGAUCUAUUAGUCAAUAGCUUUGUGCGUCAAAGCAAGUUAAUACAUUUAACUUAACCCACUUGUGAAUAUUUCAUUUUGGAAGUGAAAAAAGUAGAUGCAUCAUGUUUUACUGCGAAAUUAUUUUUUCUUUACUGUUUAUUACUGUACAAUUUAUAGGAAUAAAUUCAGAAAAUGGGUUUAAAAAAGAAAUUCUAAUCUCCUGUGUUUCCAACAAAACUGCCAAAGAAUUCAAUAAUUUUCACUUGAAAUAUGAUCCAACAAUGGCCACACAUGAUUUUAAAUUUGAAGAUGGUGAAAUGGAUAAACUCAAAGAAUUGAUAGGAAAAAAUGAUAAAAUUAUAUUCUUUUUCGUCGGACAUGAAGAUUUUUUAAAUAAAUUUGCUGGCAGAAGUUUUAUUAUAGCAAAACAUGAAAUGAUUAGCACGAAAGCCACCACCUGCACAAUAAGUUAUGAAUAUUUGUGUGGACCCGGGAUUUGCAAACAGAUACAAUACUUUUCUGCGGUUGAAAAUCGCGUUCCAAAUGUCGUUGAUAUGGCAACAUCCUUUAUCCAAAAUAUUGUGGACUCAAAAGAAUUUAAGAUUAAAUUGGCCAGUGUUUAUCUGAAUGGAUAUUGUCUGGGUGGUCAUAUCGCAGGAAAUGUUGGACAUGCUUUGAAAAAAAUAUAUAAUGGUCAAAUGGUAUCAGCAAUUUGGGCAUACGAUCCCCCUCGAUUUGCUUUUCCACAUCCAUCAGUUGAGGGGGAACCGAGACGUGUACAAAAAGGCGAUGGCAAAUUUGUAGUAGUAUUUCAUUCAUCACAGAUUGGUGUCCAAGACAAUAUUGCUGACGUUGAUGUAAUUCUCAAUGGGGCAAAAAAUCAGCCAGGUUUGAAUAAACCAAAGAUUGGUGUGUUAUUUGAUCACUUUGCUGCAUUUCUUCUUCGUGAAUUUAUAAUAUUGCGCAGCAAAGAAAUUGAAAAAAAUGAAAGAGGCUUCCCAUUUGCCGUAAAGCUUAAUCAAUCCGAUCAAUUUUCCCUUGAACUCACAAAUCCACCGUCCAACAAAAGUGGCGAAUAUCAUAUAAACACUGGUGCAAUCUUUGAUUUCAAAUAAGUAAAAUGUUUUGAAAAAUGAAGUCAAAAUAAAUAAUUGAUUUAUAAUGUAAAAUGUAAAA
This is a messenger RNA of Contarinia nasturtii (swede midge), 1166 nucleotides long. RefSeq lists its product as uncharacterized. Lineage: Eukaryota; Metazoa; Arthropoda; Insecta; Diptera; Cecidomyiidae. The transcript is spliced from 8 exons. Bases 113 to 1105 code for a protein of 330 amino acids. Gene Ontology annotation, molecular function: lipase activity. The record is from RefSeq and is a predicted model, not a curated record.